Pocillopora verrucosa is the source of this 2954-nucleotide messenger RNA. Its product is annotated as glutathione hydrolase 1 proenzyme-like. The record is from RefSeq and is a predicted model, not a curated record. Gene Ontology annotation, cellular component: plasma membrane. NCBI's taxonomy places the organism in Eukaryota, Metazoa, Cnidaria, Anthozoa, Scleractinia, Pocilloporidae. Gene Ontology annotation, molecular function: glutathione gamma-glutamate hydrolase. Gene Ontology annotation, biological process: glutathione catabolic process.
GACGAUUUCUCAUAAAUAUUUUUCCACUGGCUACCUCUACCUCGUGUUGCUGACCUGUAAAAGAGGGAAUCCUUGCAAUUAAGGUAAAAAUCUCUUCUAAAGACCGUUCUGAUAAAAUAAAUCCGCUGGAACAUGAUACCUUGUGAAGUCUUGUGACAAUAACGUGGGUGAAGCAACGAAUCUACGCGCAAGGAAAGAGUCAACUUGACGAUGGCAAAUUCAUCAUCAGAUGCCGAGAUGGGCGUCUCUGAAUCGGACUUCAAGCGGAAAAGACGUUGGGCAAUUGGUUUAGUAAUCAUCUAUGUCACGGUUGCGGUGGGAACGGGAAUCUUCCUUGCUUACUGGUUUACAAGACAUCGAUCAUGGGAAGACAACUACUCACCCGGAUAUCCCGACACCCUUGGCGGACCGUACAAGCAAGCAAGCGUGGCAUCAGACGCCGGCCCGUGCUCACACAUCGGGAAGAACAUUCUUCAGCAAAACGGUUCGGCCGUGGACUCCGCAAUCGCCACGAUGCUAUGUGUCGGAGUAAUCAAUUUACAUUCGACAGGGAUCGGAGGUGGUGGAUUUAUGCUCGUAUACAAUCGGAGUGGUCAAGUCGCUGAGGUGUUUGACUUCAGAGAAACUGCUCCAGCCGCUGCGACAAAGGACAUGUUCAAGAAUGCAAGUUACAAAGAAUUGAACAGUACGCUAGCCACAGGUGUCCCAGGUGAAGUGCGCGGUUAUCACGCAGCCUGGAGAGCGUAUGGACGGUUGCCAUGGAAACAGCUGGUGCAGCCAGCAAUCGACCAAGCAAAGUAUGGCUUCCUUAUAUAUCCUUCGCUUUACUUGACGAUUUUGAAAAAAGAACAUGACAUCAGGAAAGAUCCCGGGCUGAGAGAACUAUUCGUUGAUAAGAAAGGAAACCUGAGACAAUUAGGCGACAAUGUCACCAACCUACAAUACGCGAGAUCCCUCGAAGCGAUACGAGACAAUCCCGAUAGCUUUUACAACGGAUCUUUGGCUAACAAAAUCGUCCGAGACAUUAGAAAGCGAGGCGGGAUCAUCACUUUGCAAGACCUGAGAGAGUACAAAGUUAUCAGAAGAAAGGCAAUUAUUAACCAGUUGAAUGACAUGACUUGGUAUACAGCCCCCCCGCCCACCAGCGGUCCUGUCAUAACUCUCAUAUUGAACAUUCUGAAAGGUUAUAACAUGACUUCACAAUCGCGUAAUUCUUUGACGUUUCAUCGUAUUAUUGAGGCUUUCAAAUUUGGUUUUGCUUGGAGAUCACGCCUUGGGGACCCGGCCUUUAACGUCGGUAUGAAUGAGACAGUCUCCAAGAUGACAAAUCAGACGUUUGCCGAGUUAUUGCGUCAAAAGAUUUGGGACAACCAAACACACAGCAACGCUUCUUAUUACGGAAAAUUCCAGUUUGAAAGAGACCACGGUACUUCUCAUCUUUCUGUUUUGUCUCCGAACGGUGAUGCUGUGGCUCUUACUUCGACCAUAAACUACUAUUUUGGGUGCAAAUUUCGUUCCACAGUAACUGGGAUAGUCUACAACAACGAGAUGGGUGAUUUUUCUACACCAGGCCAGUUAAACCCAGAUGAGAUCAAACCGUCCAAGAGCAACUAUAUCAAGCCUAGAAAAAGACCUCAGUCCUCCAUUAGCCCUGUUAUUUUCACUGACGGAAGUGGCAGAGUAAAACUGGUGGCUGGCGCGUCUGGAGGACCGCACAUUACAACAGCGGUUUCUCUCACGGUUGUGAACCAGCUGUGGUUGUCACGUGGCAUUUCUAACGCUGUCAACGAUCCACGAGUCCAUCAUCAACUCUUUCCAAAUACGGUCAUUAUAGAGGAGCCCCCCUACACCAUUCCCAUACGGAUUCAAGAUGGUUUAAGAGCCCGCAAACAUAAUAUCACAAUAGAGAGUUACUUUGCAUCUGUGCAGGCGGUUGUUCGAGAAAAAGAUGAAGAAAUAUUUGGGAAAAGUGAUCCGAGAAAGUAUGGAUGGCCAGACGGCUUCUAAACUGAUAACAAACUCUGAUCUCUUCUCAGACAGUACACCAGUUUUACCAAAGAUUAAUUUUUGGCCGUUGGGGACAUUUCACGCUCUAUCAGACACUUACUCACAGAUGGAAGUUUUAAGAUCUACGAUAAUAAAACUAAUUUCUUGUAACUCAGAGGGAACCUUGCUCUUUCGUCUUUCAAUCUUUAUACCGCUUUUCUGGAAGGCACAACAGAGCUGAUUCUCAAAAUAACUACUCCCUAUUCUCAGGUCAACUGUCAAUGUUAAUGUCGCUUGCUAUUCCUUUGACGGGAUGCAUCCAACACACGCUUCUCGAAAUUCACUUCACUAGAAGUAUACAUCUAUCCAUAGGGAUUCGCGUAACGCUAUCGCCUUUCUGUUUACUGCAAUUUAUGGUAAAGAUGUCACAUAACAAAGUGUCACGGAAACCUUUGUCCUGGAGAAAAGGGAAGAGAUGAAAUUCAGGUUUCCGCCAAAGAUAGUGAUGUAAUGCGAACAUUUUCCAUACUUAUUCCUAUUGCUUUUUUGUCAUUAAAAUCAUAAAAUAAAAUUUGUAAAACUUGAAAGGAAGACUCGGAGGGCGUCUUAAAAAACUCAUUAAUCUGCUAGAGAUCUACUAUAAUCCUUUGCUUUAUCAGUUGAGGCAGGGCAAGAACAAGAAGUCAUGUUAAUAACGUUAACUGCUGACAACUCUUCACUACUGCCCUCUGCAUAAGAUAAAGUAUCUACAAACCUAGAAUGUAAUGCUGUCACAGAACACAAUUUUCUCACUCAAAAAUUGUAAGUCAUAAACAGUUUCGAUCCUCCUUUUCCUUUAUCGAAUGUUAUUGCUUUUGCUAUAAAAUUUGUUUGUGAGGAAAAAAAUCUCAGACACCACUCAGUAAGUGGGGGGAAGAGGGAGAUUAGUGGGGGAAGUGAGGGAAGAGGAGACCCAUUGUUAAAUUAAA